CCCAACCAAGCACGAACACGGCAUGAGUAAGAACGGGACUUACUUCCUAUAUGCAUUGUUCUGAUUCCUGUUCUUACUGUCAGUUUAUUUAAAGUUCUAUUACGUAAUUUGUAAAUACACCAGAAUAAUUUAGAAUGUGUUAAAUAUCAUAAAACGUUACUCAGAAGAGCAACCGUGAAUUUCUGUUCCAUCUGGUUCACGCACGUGGAUGAGGUGACAUACUGACUAUGGAAGAGAUGCAGGAAGAAGAAAGAUUGAUAGAUAAUGGUAUUCGCGGCAGACGUUCUUGGGAGAAGGGCAACGCCAUGGAUUCUCCAUCUGUGGAUGAAAACCAGGAGCUUGGCUUCUUCAAAGUGUGGUUUCUCAUCUCUCAACUUCUGGGUGUGAUUAGCAUCGCCCUGGUGUCUGCCUGGUGCGGGCAGUAUCUGGGAGGAUUCGCGUGGCAGUCAGAGCCUAAAAUACAAUUUAAUCACCAUCCAUUCUUUAUGGUACUCGGGCUUGUCUUCUGCUAUGGAAAUGCGUUAUUGGUGUACCGUGUGUUUCGCAACCAAAGGAAAAGAUCCCUGAAGCUCCUGCACUUCGGCCUGCACACCUUAGCUUUCAUUUUCACCAUAGUGGCCCUCAAGGCGGUAUUUGACUCCCACAAUUUGAACUCGCCCCCACUCCCCAACCUCUACUCCAUUCACAGCUGGCUGGGACUCACGACUGUCAUCCUCUUCGCAUUACAGUAUUUAUUUGGAUUCGUGGCGUUUUUGUUCCCUGGAUUGACAAAGAUUUGGCGAGCUAAGUACUUACCCUUACACGUCUUCUUCGGACUUGCGAUAUUUGUGAUGGUGAUUACUGCCUGUCUCAUGGGUAUUACGGAAAAGAUUAUAUUUAGCGAGGGCGGCAAAUACAAAGAUCUGCCACCUGGUGCCGUUUUGGCCAAUCUCCUCGGCUACUGCCUCAUCAUAUUUGGCCUGAUGAUUGUGUACCUGGUAGCCACCCCCCAAUUCCGAAGGCGUCCCCUUCCCGAAGAAGUGCAGCUGCAGCUGGAUCAGCAGAUUCCCAGCAAUUGAUGGAGAUGUCAGUCGACUUUUUUUCCCGUGGCUCUGUACUUACUUAUUGAACUUCGAUUCGUUACUCUCUAGAUGUGAGUUGCCUUGCUGACGGAGAAACAUUCUCGUUCGCUCUCCGCGUUAGAUGGUGAGGAGCUGGUGGAAUAAUCCAUGAAAAUCGAAGAUACUCCAGAGAAAAUGUCUAAUAUAAAAUUAUUCACUGUGUCCUGUAUCUUAAUAGCUUUAAACUUCACUAAAAUCUUUUUCUGUUAGUGAAUCAACUCUUUACACACUCACCUAUUUUUAUAUAUAUCUGAAUGUAUUGUUUAUGCAUUUCAAAACUAUCCGUUUCUCAUCAUAUCCCUUUGGUUCUAGUUAUUUCAUAUGAUGGCUUAGAUGUUUUAAGCUAAAAAAAAGUAUUUAGGGUUUAAAGGGAAAUGUACUCAGGAAAGAAAUGCAGGCAAAAUAAGUAACUUGUUAAUACAAUUAUUUCAUGAUUAUUUACAAUAUUUACUAUCAAAUAAUAUACAGAUAUUUUUUUUUUAUUUUUUGAUGCAGAAGAAGUAUGAUAAGAGGAAGGGAAUUUAAAAAAUAUUAAAUCUGAAACUGUAAUAUUUCUUCUGUAUCUUGCUUAUCUAAGAGGAAAUUUGCAUUUAAUUGGGGAAAAAAUUAGCAUUUAAACAUUUAUAUUAGGUUCAGAACUCCUUAUGUUUCUUAAAAAUGAUAACUACGUAUCGAGUUCUAAUAUUUUAUUUGUAUUGAAUAUGUGUUUCAUAUUGUUCAGCAAAUGCAUUUAGUGUCAGUGCUUUAAGAACUUAUUAUUGUGUGCUUUUAACUUCAAUAUUUUUGUUAUUUGCAAUAUUGUGCGUCAUUUUAAAAAUUUCAUCUGAAUAAAUGUUUAUUUAGGGAUGAAAUGACAGAAAAUCUCUAAAAAAAUCAUUCAUUCAAGUAACGUAAAGAAAUUUUUAUAAAGACGAUUUUUAAAUCGGGUGCAUUAUGCCAUGAAUUAUUCAACUAUAGCAAUAUUUACCGGUAUUCGAAACUUUGACUGCACACUCUUCUAUCAAUAUGUUUGAUACCUGAUAGAAGAAAUAAAGCCAAUCCACUUUGAUAUAAAAUAUUUUAAUGCAAUUUAUUGAAUAAAUGGAUUACAUUUAAGCUACUUUAUUUCUUCUUAACACCAUUCAUUUUUUUUUGAGAAAAGUAAAAAAAAAAAAAAAAAAUGUCCUAUAAAGGCAAGAACCUUUUUUAGCCUUUCCGGAUUAAACCUCUUCUUUUAGGCAAUGCAGAUCUCGGAACUCCAUUUAUCCUAUAAACUUUCAAAACAAAAUAUCUUUUUCAAUUUAAUCUGUUUAUAAGCAGUUUUAAGUAAUGAAUCUUGGCAACGUGAAAUAAUAAAAAGUUCAUUAUAAUUAUAAAAAAUUAUAGUUAAGUUCAUUAUAUUUUAUAUAUAAAAAAAAUGCACAACUGAAAUUCGAAAGUAUUUUUAAACAAAAUGUUUAAAAAAAAAGGGCAAAACUUUCCUUAACAUCAUCUAAAUAAUAUUUAAUAAUAGAAUCGGCUACUUUUUUUAAAUUGUAAAACAUCCUUUUUUUUUUUUUUUUUUAGAAUUUUAAAAUAACAUGAUAUAACAUUUGCAAACGUUAAUUGGUUAGAAAGAUUACUAGAAUAAUAUUACAAAAUUGAUUCAAGCAAUACUGGAUUUUAAUUUAAAUAAGUUGGAUUGCAUGGUCUUUAUAAUUGAAUGAAAAUCACAAAAUUAAAUAACUUUCAACAUACUGGAAAAAAAUAUUUAGGGCUACGGAAGCUCCUUGGUUAGUACCUAUUUAAUAAUCCGGCCUUAUGUAAAGGAUUUGCAAAUGGAAAGCUAACUUUCCACUCUUACUGCAAAUUCCCAUAUUUUUUUUAAAUCUUUUUAAUUAAAUAUAUAAGUAUAAAACAUUUAAUUCGAUCGUUUCAUUUCGAAUGUUGUGCCAGUGUAUUUCGAAUGGCGAUUUAAUUUAAAGGAGCGAAGAAAAUGUCGAAUCAGCAAGGCACAUCUAGUGACAAUAUGCCAGUUUUACAGAAGGUGAUACUGCAAAUUCGAUGGUGUCUUUCUUGUGAAGCUUCUUGUCAAGUGUUUUCAAUCGCUACUAUCAUUGUAAACUGCGCUGUGUAAUUUAAAUCUUCUUUCUUGUGACAUAUCUUUGCUGCAUUCGAAAUCCGAUUUUGAUAAUAUAAUAUACUAACUUUGCCUAGAUAGGGAUAAUUCUAAUACAUAUCUAUUGCAUUCGUCCUUUUGAUAAAGUUUUCAAUCUAGAUUGAAAUAGAGAUUCUCUGGCCAUAUUAGGAGAUUUUGCCGUUUACAUAGGUGAAUAUGUUAUGAAAUUAAAAACAAUAUUUAGUAUUAUUCUACGAAUAAAUAGGAAAAAUAAAUAAAAUGACCAAAGAUUUUUUUUCCUUUCCUUUUAUAAAAUUUAUUUUACGUCUAUUCAAAAUUUAUAAUAAUUAUAUCAAAAUUUAUUAAAUUAUUAGCUAAUUUUUAAUUAUAUUUAAUUAUGUUUAAUUUUAUUGUAUGAAGCCAAUAACAGAUUACGUUGCAAAAGAUUUUGUAUUAAAAUUAAAAAUAAUAAAAUCCACUAGUAGGUGCACUUCAUAUUGUAAAAGGAUGCCAAGUCGCCAAUUCCAUAUGGCAACAUACCAUUGGCGACUUGGAAUCUGUUGGCGAUAUGAAGGAGUACCAGAUAGUGGAUUUGUAACAUACAUAAUUUUUUAUACGCUAUCUUUUGCAUUAGGAACGAUAAUAAACUUAAUUCAACAGAUGGAAGGAAGCAUUGAAAAAAUUUGUGUAAUUUAGUUUAAAUUUUUAAAAAUUACUAACAAAUUUAUUUCUUCUUAAAAAUAUUCUCACAUCCAAAAUUUUUUUUAUGCAAAACAAAAAAAGAAUAAUUUUCAAGGAAAGUGGAAUCAAACUGAGAAAUUUGACUCCACCUUUUACUAAACAGAGGUUAUUAAAAUUUACUAGUCAUAACUAAAGAAUAGCUAAAUUAUUUGAUAAGGUAAAAUAACUCUGAACCUUUUUGUAAAUUCUAUCUCAAAUAUUACAUAAACUGUUAGAAAAUGUGAAAUGAACUCUUUUAUACAGUUAAGCUUAAUAAUUUACAGGAACUAUUCAAUGCCGUAAUUACCUAUGUCUAUAAAGUUUAGAUACAUUUCUACCCUCGCUAAAAAGUAUUUUCAAAUAAAAAUUUUGUAAAUGUUAUUAUGAAAGCUCAUGUAGUUAGAGUAUGCAAAUUUGUGUACAAUUGAUGUUAAGAGAAAUUAGAACAAUCUAAAAUAACAAUUUUUAUAUUCAAGAUAUAUCUGGAAAAACAAUUAAUACUGACAGAUGUGCUAACUUUUGCAUACAAAUAUUUUUUAUUCCGAUAAAAAUAACAAUGAAAAAGAAUUGAUAUUGAAUUAUAUUUACUGUAAAAAAAGUCAAACGUGAUUAAAAAAUCGUUUGCUUCGAAUGGAAGAUGUUUCCUUGUUUUAAUUGUUUCGCGUAUUUGUGAAUUUACGAAAUAUAUUUAAGAAUAUGUUUUAAAAUUAUUUUUUCUAAAAAGUCUUGCAAAAA
This is a messenger RNA of Argiope bruennichi, 4632 nucleotides long. RefSeq names its product transmembrane ascorbate-dependent reductase CYB561-like. NCBI's taxonomy places the organism in Eukaryota, Metazoa, Arthropoda, Arachnida, Araneae, Araneidae. Bases 228 to 1058 code for a protein of 276 amino acids. The transcript is spliced from 5 exons. Gene Ontology annotation, molecular function: oxidoreductase activity. The record is from RefSeq and is a predicted model, not a curated record.